Molecule: messenger RNA, 1582 nt
Organism: Notechis scutatus (mainland tiger snake)
Lineage: Eukaryota; Metazoa; Chordata; Lepidosauria; Squamata; Elapidae
Cellular component (GO): cytoplasm
Molecular function (GO): oxidoreductase activity
Source: RefSeq, a predicted model, not a curated record
ACAGUUACUAAACCACUGAACAAAGUCCAGGCAGUAGGAAAAAGUAAAAGUUCAGGGGAAAGGAUGGCUCCCUUAGCUCGUAGCAUAUUGGUGACCGGUUCCAAUCGGGGAAUCGGACUUGAACUGAUCCAACAACUGGUGGAGAUGGCUGAGCCUCCAGAACAUAUCUUUGCAACUUGCCGGACCCCAACUGGAUCUCCAGGGAAGACCUUGAAUGAUCUCGCUAGCAAGCAUUCCAACAUUCACAUCAUCCAGCUGGAGGUGGAGGAUCAAUCCAGUGUGAAGGCAGCUGCUUCGGCGGUUGAGUUGCUUCUACAUGGUAAAGGCUUAAACCUGCUGAUCAAUAAUGCCGGUGUGAACUCCUAUGCCACUCUGGAAACUGUGGAGCAGCAAGAGAUGCUGUCUGCUUUCAACACCAAUGUAGUAGGGCCCAUCCUUGUGGUUAAGGAAUUUCUACCUCUGCUGAAGAAAGCAGCUCGAGAGGCAGCUAUAGCGGAGAUGAGCUGCCAGAGGGCAGCCAUCAUAAAUAUAACCUCCAAGUUGGCCUCCAUUGAAAGGGGCUUUGAAGUCAUGAAGGCACCGAUGUACCCUUAUCGUGCAAGCAAGGCUGCUUUGAACAUGGUGACGGUCUGCUUCGCUUUGGAACUAAAAGAGGAAGGGAUCUUGUGUAGUCUAAUCCAUCCCGGCUGGGUGAAAACAGACAUGGGAACACAGCAGGCUCCUGUGACUGUGCAGAACAGUGUGCGAGGCAUCCUCAAUGUGCUGGCGAAUUUAUCAUCGGCCUCCAAUGGGGCCUUUCUCGACUGGGAAGGCAACACACUCCCUUGGUGAGAUAUGCUUGUCCUAUCCACCAAGAAGAAAAGGUGUUGGGUAUAUUGAUCUUUUUAAAAAUUGUAUUUUUGUAGCACUGUUGUGUUUUUUGUGUUUGUAUCAUGUAUGGUUUAUAAUGCAUUUGCUGUAAGUUACCAGGGUAGUUCUGAUUUUGAUGGUAUAGAAAUAUGUUUAAUCAACCAACCAACCAACCAACCAACCAACCAACCAACCAACCAUCCACCCACCCAUCCAUCCAUCCAUCCAUCCAUCCAUCCAACCAACCAACCAACCAUCCAACCAACCAACCAACUAUUCAACCAACCAACUGUCCAACCACCAACCAAUCAAUCAAGAUGGAAAUUUUCACUAGGGAGUGACCUCCAACUUUUAACUUGUUUGUAUUGUAGAUAAAGUCCUUGGCUGGAAUUAAUUUCAAUUCUAAAUUAGUUGUGGGUCUGUCAUCAUAAAUUUGAUUUACCUCUGCUGGAAAUCAUGCCACAUAAAGUAUUCUCCAGCUCUUUUCUGUGAUUCUUAUUUGCUAUAUUGUUAUUAUACUUGGUUGCAUAAUCUGCCAAAUGUUUAGACUGGAUUUGGCAUUUUUGUCUACCUAUCGAGCUUUUCUCAAGGACUUGAGAUAGGCAGAUGUUGUUUGAUGGUGUUAGAGGUUGCCAUGGGAUGUAAAUAAGUAAAACUGCCUUUGCAAUUGACAGAUGAUUUUGUCAAUGUUGAUGGUGUUCAAGUGAUGUUCCAGAUGUUUUGGAACUGAACC